GCUCAUGGGCCACAAUUGAUAUCUAAUGGGCCACAUUCGAUUAAUUGGAAACAAGAAAAAGGACAAACACUGUGGGCGACACCGAUUCAGAUCGCCGGCGGAGUUUCAGAUCUUCUCCACCUUACAUUCUCCGAGGAAACCUUUUACGCUCUUGAAACCUCGUUUGAAGAAAUAAUCUCGACAAUGGCGGACGUCACAGGAUCUGAGAUGAAAGUAGGUUCGUUUAUGUCAGAAAAAUCCGCCAAGGUCUUUGUCGCUGGCCACAGGGGAUUGGUCGGAUCCGCCAUAGUCCGCAAGCUCCAGGAUCAGGGUUUCACCAAUCUCGUCCUUAGAACCCAUUCCGAGCUUGAUCUCACCAGCCAAUCCGAUGUCGAAUCCUUCUUCGCUACAGAGAAACCGGUUUAUGUGAUCCUCGCUGCAGCUAAAGUCGGUGGGAUCCAUGCCAACAACACAUACCCUGCUGAUUUCAUCGGUGUCAAUCUCCAAAUCCAGACCAAUGUGAUCCACUCUGCUUAUACGCACGGCGUGAAGAAGCUCCUCUUCCUCGGCUCCUCCUGCAUCUACCCCAAAUUCGCUCCCCAGCCCAUUCCCGAAUCAGCUCUUCUCACUGGACCGCUCGAGCCGACCAACGAGUGGUACGCAAUCGCCAAGAUCGCAGGCAUUAAGAUGUGUCAAGCUUACCGGAUUCAGCAUCAGUGGGAUGCGAUCUCCGGCAUGCCCACGAAUCUCUACGGUCCCAACGACAACUUCCACCCGGAGAAUUCACAUGUGCUUCCUGCCCUCAUGAGGAGGUUCCAUGAAGCUAAAGCCAACAACGCGGAACAGGUUGUGGUCUGGGGAAGCGGAAGCCCGUUGAGGGAGUUCUUGCACGUGGAUGAUUUGGCUGAUGCUUGCGUCUUCUUGAUGGAUCGAUACAGCGGGUUCGAGCAUGUUAACGUGGGAAGUGGUGUGGAAGUGACGAUCAAAGAGUUGGCUGAGCUGGUGAAGGAAGUGGUUGGGUUUGAAGGAAAGCUUGUCUGGGAUUGCACUAAACCGGAUGGGACGCCGAGGAAGCUGAUGGAUAGCUCCAAGCUCGCGUCUUUGGGAUGGACACCCAAAGUCUCGGUUAGAGAUGGUCUCCGCCAAACUUAUGAUUGGUAUUUGGAGAAUAUGAAUAGGGAGAAGUUGAUGAAGAUGGCUACCACUGUCCGUACCGGCGGUAAGGGUACAGUCAGAAGAAAGAAGAAGGCUGUGCACAAGACCAACACAACCGAUGACAAGAGGCUCCAAAGCACUCUGAAGAGAAUUGGAGUUAAUUCCAUUCCCGCCAUUGAAGAAGUUAACAUCUUUAAGGAUGAUGUUGUUAUUCAGUUCAUCAGCCCUAAGGUUCAAGCUUCAAUUGCUGCAAACACAUGGGUGGUUAGCGGUUCGCCUCAGACAAAAAAAUUGCAAGAUAUCCUUCCCCAGAUUUUCAGCCAACUCGGACCAGACAACAUGGACAAUCUGAAGAAGCUAGCAGAGCAGUUCCAGAAGCAAGCUCCUGGUGAAGGUAAUGCCUCAGCAACCAUACAAGAGGAUGACGACGAUGACGUCCCAGAACUUGUAGUUGGAGAGACAUUCGAAGGUGCUGCUGAAGAGAAAGUAGCUGCUGUUUCUUCUUAGAGAGAGCGACACCACCACAACAAAAAAACCGCGCUUUGAUUUUUACAUAUCUUUAUAAAUGUUUGUUCGCUCUCUUUUUUGUAGUGUGUUUCCGACCAGAUUCUUGUUUUCUCCUCGUAAUGACUUAAGUUUUUUUUAUCCAAUUGAUUUAUGUCUUUUGAUUAUUUGGCAAUGAAUCAGGUUCUCUCGUCUCCUUGUUCUUUGUGUGUGGAUUGGAUUUUGAUGUGACACAUUUGUCACUUUGGAGUUUGGAGAGCUUAUUUGGCACUUGUCCUCAAAGAACCAAUCCACCUGUAUUGUUUUAAGUCUCUUCUCAAACGUUCCAGACAUUUCUUUGUUCUCCCUUCAAAUACUUUUUUCAGAGAGAUGUUUCGUCUUCGUCACAUUCUCGUAAACCAUGGCAUCACUUUUUGUAUCCACUCCCUCUUCAUCUUCCUUAACUCUGCAAUCAUGUCACAGUUCGCUUCUUCGUCGCGGUUGCAAACAGAAACUUCCGAUAUUUGUGAAUACUGAGGUGAAUCAGACUACAAGACGGUUAAACCCUUUGAGAUUCUCAGCGGAAGAUGAUCGAGCUCGUGAACCUGCGAGCGAUGCUUCGUCUCCGGUGGCAAUAGCUGAGGAGCGAAAAGAGGACCACUCGAACGAUAAUGCGCCGCCUUCUCCGGGAAACAGUGAAGAAGAUGAAGAGAAAUCGAAGCAGCAAGAGAUGGACUGGAAGAUGGACGAGGAGUUCAAGAGAUUUAUGGGGAAUCCAUCAAUCGAAGCUGCGAUAAAGCUCGAGAAGACGAGAACUGAUCGUAAGCUGAAAGAGCUGAAGAGAGAGAGCAACAGUGAGAAUCCGAUCAUCGGAAUUUUCAACCGCUUGGCUCGUGAUAGUUUGGCUAGAGAGAAAGAAAGGCUCGAGAAAGCAGAAGAGGCUUUCAAGGCUCUCGACCUCAACAAGUUAAAGAGCUGUUUUGGUUUCGAUACGUUUUUCGCUACCGACGUUCGUCGGUUUGGAGAUGGAGGGAUCUUCAUUGGGAAUCUGAGGAAACCCGUUGAUGAAGUCACACCUAAGCUUGAAGCAAAGCUAUCCGAAGCAGCAGGGCGUGAUGUUGUCGUCUGGUUCAUGGAAGAAAAGUCCAAUGAGAUCACAAAACAGGUGUGUAUGGUGCAACCGAAGGCGGAGAUAGAUCUACAAUUUGAAUCAACUAGAUUAAGCACUCCCUGGGGAUAUAUUACUGCAAUCAGUUUAUGUGUUACAACCUUUGGAACCAUAGCUCUUAUGAGUGGUUUCUUCCUUAAACCCGACGCCACCUUUGAUGACUACAUUGCUGAUGUAGUUCCUCUUUUCGGUGGGUUCCUUUCCAUAUUAGGCGUCUCAGAGAUAGCAACCAGAGUAACAGCUGCGAGACACGGUGUCAAGUUAAGCCCGUCGUUUCUGGUGCCAUCGAAUUGGACUGGCUGCUUAGGAGUGAUGAACAACUACGAGUCUUUGCUUCCUAACAAAAAGGCGUUGUUCGACAUCCCAGUGGCGCGUACCGCUAGUGCGUACCUGACUUCGCUGCUUCUUGCAGCUGCUGCGUUUGUAUCUGAUGGUAGUUUCAAUGGAGGAGACAAUGCUUUGUAUAUAAGACCACAGUUCUUGGAUAAUAACCCGCUGCUUUCGUUUAUCCAAUUCGUUGUUGGUCCUUACGCGGAUGAUCUCGGCAACGUGUUGCCUAACGCGGUUGAAGGAGUUGGAGUUCCCGUUGAUCCGCUUGCUUUCGCUGGUCUUUUGGGUAUGGUGGUGACUUCAUUGAACUUGUUACCAUGUGGAAGACUCGAAGGAGGUCGAAUAGCUCAAGCCAUGUUUGGAAGAAGCACAGCUGCGAUUCUCUCAUUUGCGACGUCUCUGCUUCUUGGCAUCGGUGGUCUCAGCGGAAGCGUCUUGUGUUUGGCUUGGGGGCUUUUCGCAACUUUCUUCCGCGGUGGUGAAGAAACGCCCGCAAAAGACGAGAUAACCCCUCUCGGCGACGAUAGGUUCGCUUGGGGAGUAGUCCUUGGACUCAUCUGCUUCCUCACUCUGUUUCCCAAUACUGGAGGCACUUUCUCCACUUCCUUCUUCAAUGGACCUUUCUUCCGUGGUGAUGAUCUGAUCUGAAGAUUGAAACUGGAUAUGCAGAAACAAGUUGUGUAGAUUCUUAUUUAUUAUUGUUGAUGGAAGAAAAAAAACAUUGUAAAUUUGUGGAGUUUGGUUUGUAUCUAUGCUUUUUUGAACAUGACUUUUAAUGGAACAUCACUUAAAGCAAGUCUUCUCUUUCCAUCUUUCACAAACACUCCAAUGUCUCCGCACCUGACUUUGCAGAAAUUGCAGACAGAAGGACAAAACACGAUCUUGUAAGCAUCUUCGAAUUUGUCGAUCUUGAACCAGUUACUAACCGUUUUCUGACCCGGGUUCCCCGAAACGCCACAAGUUGAAAUAAACAACUGAUUCGGCGUCUCCUCGGAACUGUCUAAUUUCCAGAUCGUAAAUAGAGAGAACUCAAAGUUUAGAUCAGUCGAGACACGGAUGGUUCUUGAUUUGUCAUAUGGUGUGAAAUCUACGGGCAGGCCUUUAGAGUCCUUGGAUUGGUCUUGGGUCACAAUUCUCGGACAAGUUGUGUUCUCGGAUUCGGACACGGUUAGUCCGCCGCCGCGGCCGCGAACUACAGGCAAGAUGUAGUAGCUGAUGCCUGAUUGGAGUCUUUUACCGUAGACGUCGAUUACUGGUUCGUUGGCGGCUUCGGUGGUGGCUCCACGGUGGCUGAUGAAGACGACGAAGAGGAGGACGAGAUAUAAUGGUGAUGACAUUGUAGGAACUUUCUUUUUAUGGAAACUUUUUAGUGUAAAUUGAAAAGAGAGGAGAAAAGAGUUUCUAUUUAUAGGCCGUAGUUAUACUUAAUUACUUAUCUUAUCUGC
Messenger RNA from Thlaspi arvense, 4560 nucleotides. The record is from the annotation of a GenBank genome assembly. NCBI's taxonomy places the organism in Eukaryota, Viridiplantae, Streptophyta, Magnoliopsida, Brassicales, Brassicaceae.